Molecule: messenger RNA, 5548 nt
Organism: Drosophila willistoni
Lineage: Eukaryota; Metazoa; Arthropoda; Insecta; Diptera; Drosophilidae
Gene: Fur2
Product: furin-like protease 2
Exons: 16
Coding region: 246-5255 (1669 amino acids)
Biological process (GO): protein processing
Cellular component (GO): Golgi membrane; trans-Golgi network
Molecular function (GO): serine-type endopeptidase activity
Source: RefSeq, a predicted model, not a curated record
CGCAGUCGAACUAAGUUGCUCGUUCGGUUUGCGUCGUCCCCUCCAUGUCAUGUCCAUUCGGUUAGUUCCUAUGUACACAUGAUACACCACAUAAUUGUAAAAACAAUAUACAUGAAUACGGAUACAGGAGAAGGACGACACACUGUCAAACGACUCUCGAGGAGUAAUAUCCAACAACUACCUUAAUAGAAGAGAAGAAUACAAAGAAGAAGAAGAAGAAGCAAAACUGAUCAAUAUAGUUAAAUAUGCUUGAUAUAACAAUAGGCAACGACGACGGUAACAGCAGAAAUAGAACAGAAUACACACAGCAUAAUCAUCAUAAUGAUGAUGAUGUUUAUAAUGAUGAUGAUCGGCUACAGUCGACGUUAUCAACAUCCUGUUGUAUAGCCUCGUCCUUUGUGGGAUUGCCCGCCGCCGCUGCAUAUCGAAAGCACUGCACUGAUGAUAAAAGAAUUCCGCUCCUCCGCCGGCAGCAGCAACAGCAGCAGGAGAGGAGAAAACCAACUCCUCCAUAUGUGAAACUCCAGAAUAGAAACUAUUUAUGUACAUUUAGCCGUAUGGCGGCAAAAAGCAGUUGUAUAUAUUUUUUAUUAGUUUUAAUAGUUAACCUAAGCCGAAAUACUAGUGCUUAUCAAAAUUUAAAUGAAAGCUCAACUAAUUCUGGCAAAAUACUCCAACAACAAAAUGAGAGUCUAAAUGCCAACUAUCUACAUCAUCCACAACAACAACAACAUCUCAUUCAUAAUGUAGAGCGAACAGGGACAGAGACAAAUACUCACAUUAAUGCCAGUACAAAGAGAAAUAGUUAUGAUGACUACCACCAUGAGCAUCUGCAUCAGCAUCUAAAUGAUAUUGAUAUCUUUGGCUCAUAUAAUAUGCCAGAGGAACCAAUUUAUACAAAUGAAUUUGCCGUCUAUAUACCGGCUGGAAAAUCUGUAGCCGAUGAAAUAGCAGCAAAAUAUGGCUUCACCAAUAAGGGACAGAUUGGAGCUCUCAAUGACUAUUAUCUGUAUCAGCACCACCGCGUAUCUAAGCGUUCGAUUCGUUUGAGUCGCAAGCAUCACAGUGCCUUAAAGUCAGAGUUCGAGGUUAAAUGGCUGCAGCAGCAACAUGAGAAAAUUCGACGUAAAAGAGAUGGACCCUAUCAAGAUAUAUUACCCACCUACAGUCCGUACAGUGUUUUGCGUCAACCACCAAACGAUUACAUAAUCGAUCCGAAUUCGCAUCUUUCAUUCUCCCCAGCAUCUCAAUCCCAAUCGGUGCUCAAUCCAACUCUAUCCACACAUACGCCACGCAUGGAAUAUAGAGAUGUUUCCGCCCAUUUAAUAUUCUCCGAUCCGUUGUUUAAGGAACAGUGGUAUUUGGUGAGUAAAAAUGGCGGAGCUAAGGAUGGCUUGGACAUGAAUGUUGGACCUGCUUGGCAAAAGGGUUAUACCGGAAAAGGUGUUGUGGUUUCCAUUCUAGAUGACGGUAUACAAACAAAUCAUCCCGAUCUCGCCCAGAAUUAUGAUCCUGAUGCAUCAUUCGAUAUUAAUGGCAAUGACUCGGAUCCAACGCCUCAGGAUAAUGGGGAUAAUAAGCAUGGAACACGCUGUGCCGGAGAGGUAGCUGCUGUUGCUUUUAAUAACUAUUGCGGCGUGGGUGUGGCAUAUAAUGCUAGCAUUGGUGGUGUACGCAUGUUGGAUGGAAAAGUUAAUGAUGUGGUUGAGGCACAAGCUUUAAGCUUGAAUCCCUCGCAUAUCGAUAUCUAUAGUGCCUCUUGGGGUCCCGAAGAUGAUGGCUCGACAGUCGAUGGUCCCGGACCGUUAGCCCGUCGUGCCUUUAUUUAUGGUGUGACCAGUGGCCGCCAGGGCAAAGGUUCGAUAUUUGUGUGGGCCUCGGGUAAUGGUGGCCGUUACACCGACUCGUGCAAUUGCGAUGGAUACACCAACUCCAUUUUCACCCUAUCCAUAUCAAGUGCCACUCAAGCUGGCUUUAAGCCGUGGUAUCUUGAGGAAUGCUCUUCCACACUGGCCACCACAUACAGUUCGGGAACUCCGGGACAUGACAAGAGUGUGGCAACUGUUGAUAUGGAUGGACGCCUGCGACCCGAUCACAUUUGUACGGUUGAGCAUACAGGAACCUCAGCAUCGGCCCCAUUGGCAGCCGGCAUAUGUGCUCUAGCCUUGGAGGCCAAUCCGGAGUUAACAUGGCGUGAUAUGCAGUAUUUGGUGGUCUAUACCUCACGACCAGGACCGCUGGAGAAGGAAAGUGGCUGGACAUUGAAUGGCGUGAAACGAAAAUAUAGUCACAAAUUUGGUUAUGGUCUGAUGGAUGCGGGCGCCAUGGUUUCCCUGGCCGAGCAAUGGACAUCUGUGCCGCCGCAACACAUUUGCAAGUCGCGGGAGAAUAAUGAAGAUCGUAAAAUUGAUGGCAGCUAUGGCUAUACAUUGUCCACUCACAUGGAUGUUAAUGGUUGCGCCGGCACUAUCAAUGAGGUGCGCUAUCUGGAGCAUGUUCAAUGUCGGAUCACAUUGCGCUUCUUUCCCCGUGGCAAUUUGCGUAUUCUGCUAACCUCACCGAUGGGUACAACCAGCACAUUGCUCUUUGAACGACCCCGAGAUAUUGUCAAAUCCAAUUUCGAUGAUUGGCCAUUCCUGAGUGUUCAUUUCUGGGGCGAAAAGGCCGAGGGACGCUGGACACUGCAGGUGAUUAACGGUGGCAGGCGACGUGUCAAUCAGCCGGGCAUAUUGUCCAAGUGGCAAUUGAUAUUCUAUGGCACUUCAAGCCAGCCAAUGCGUCUCAAAUCCGAGCUACUCAAUCCGAAUCCACAAUUGCGUAAUCCGGUUGGCUCCAAUCCGUUCCUCUUUCCAUCGGCCUCCAAUAUAGGCCAACCAUCGAACGAAGGUGGUAAUUUUAAUACGGACAGUUUUGCUGGUUAUCUGAACUAUCAGAAUAUAUUUACCAGCGCUGGCUCGAAUCCAGAGCCAGCUACGGCCACAUUAGAUGGUCAUAAUGUAUCUGCUAGCAUUGUGGCAGAAGAUGAGAUGGCCGACAAUAACAACAACAACAACAAGAACAAGUUGAUCCUCCAUUCCUGCGAUGGUGAAUGCGGUACAUCGGGUUGUUAUGGACGCGGACCAACUCAGUGUGUGGCCUGCAGUCAUUAUCGUUUAGACAACACUUGCGUUAGUCGUUGCCCGCCCCGUUCGUUCCCCAAUCAAAUGGGCAUAUGCUGGCCCUGUCACGAUUCAUGUGAAACUUGUGCUGGCGCUGGACCAGACAGUUGUCUCACCUGUGCCCCAGCCCAUUUGCAUGUCAUCGAUUUGGCCGUUUGUCUGCAAGUUUGUCCCGAUGGAUAUUUUGAGAAUACCAAAAAUCGUACAUGUAUUCCCUGUGAGCCCAAUUGUGCAUCAUGCCAAGAUCAUCCAGAAUUUUGUACUAGCUGUGAUCACCAUUUGGUUAUGCAUGAGAAUAAAUGCUAUUCGGCCUGUCCCUCGGACACAUACGAGACGGAGGAUAACAAAUGCGCCUUCUGUCAUUCCACCUGUGGCACUUGCAAUGGCCCAACAGAUCAAGAUUGCAUAACAUGUCGUCCCAGUCGCUAUGCCUGGCAAACCAAAUGCAUGAAUAAUUGUCCAGAAGGUUUCUAUGCUGACAAAAAACGUCUUGAGUGCAUGCCAUGUCCCAAAGGAUGCAAAACCUGCACCAGCAGUGGCCUCUGCUCCGAUUGUAUGGAAAAUUGGACACUAAACAAGAAGGACAAAUGCAUUGUAGCUGGCAGCGAAACGUGCAGUGAUUCUGAAUUCUUUAAUCCAACUGAGGGUCAAUGCCAAUCAUGUCAUGCCACUUGCGAGACAUGCAACGGUCCAUUGGAAUCCAAUUGCAUGUCAUGUCCUUCGAGUCGUCUGCUUGAACUGAAUCAUUGUGUUACCGGUUGUCAGGAUGGUUUCUUUAUGGAAACGGGCGUUUGUUCGCCUUGUCUGCACACCUGUACACAAUGUUUCUCUCGCACCAAUUGCAGCAACUGCUCCAAGGGACUGGAACUACAAAAUGGUGAAUGUCGCACAACUUGUGCCGAUGGAUAUUAUAGUGAUCGUGGCAUUUGUGCUAAAUGCUAUCUCAGUUGCCGCACUUGCAGUGGACCACGACGAAAUCAGUGUGUUCAAUGUCCAAUUGGCUGGCAAUUGGCAGCCGGCGAAUGCCAUCCAGAAUGUCCGGAAGGAUUCUACAAAUCUGAUUUUGGUUGUCAGAAAUGUCAUCAUUAUUGCAAGACUUGCAAUGAUGCCGGGCCACUUGCUUGUUCGUCGUGUCCAUCACAUUUUAUGCUGGAUGGUGGCCUAUGCAUGGAAUGCCUCAGUUCCGAGUAUUAUGAUACUACAACACAAACCUGCAAGAGCUGUCACAAUUCAUGUCGUUCAUGCCUAGGACCUGGCCAGUAUUCUUGCAAGACAUGCGCAACUCCCUUGCAUUUGGAUCAAUUGAAUAGUCAGUGUGUGCCAUGCUGUCAAAAUCAUACCACCUCUUCUUCCUCCUCCUCCUCUUCCACAUCAGCGGGAAUCGAUGACUCCUGUUGUCACUGUGAUAAGCAAACAGGUGAAUGUAAGGCAACGUCAACUGGCGGCAAGCGGCGUACUGUAAUUGGAAACGAAAAUAGUUUUAAAAGUGGUGGAGAUGGUGCUAGAAGUAAUGGAGGAGCCUACGGCAAUGAUGAAGGAAAUAGCAAUGAGUUUCUAUUACGACUCGAUUCACCCUUAACGGCUCUGACGGCAAUUGCAGUUGCCAUCUGUUUGUUGAUUAUCACAAUUUUCUCCAUUAUCUUUGCUGUCUUACAGCGUAAUAGCAACCAUGUAUCGAGAAAUUCGGUGCGUUAUAGGAAAAUAAUUAGCAAAUCCAGUGGAAAUGGAAGAAAGAAUCCGACCACCACAAAGACAAGCAAUGAAGCUAGAUUUAUUUUCAAUAUUGGUGAAGACGAUGACUCUGAUGAUAAUACCGAUGAUGAUGAUAAUAAUGAUAAUAAUACCAUGGACGGAAGAAAAAUAGUUUACGAACCGAAAACAAGCACAAUUCAUGGUAACGAAUUUUAUUUAAAGAGUACAAAUGAUAUUGAUGCUAUCGAGUUUCAUACCAAUAACAAAUCGUCCAAUGAGUCCCACUCAAGGAGGUCCUCCAUCAACAUUAAUGCAAUGGAAUAUGCUAAAAAUAAAAAUAUUCAAACAAAUCAGACGGCAGCAACGGGCAGCAAUGGCAAUACAAAGAGCAGUGUUUGUAGCUGAUUCGUUUGAUAUUGAUUGAUUGAUUGAUCCAUUGACAAAAAGGCGAACGUUCAAAUGUGUACCAAAACAGAAAAAACCCAACCAACCACUUUGAUCUUGGAAUUCAUGCUCUGGACUAGUAAAUUUUAAAAAACCUUACUUUGAGGAAUAUAGCAAAUCAAAAUAUUUAACAUCCGAAAAAAAAGAUAAAAAUUUAUAUGUGAUUGUGAAUUGUUUUUAUAUAUAUAUAUAUUUGUAAAUUUAAUGUUUGUAUUAAAUUUUUAUGAAAAAUGUUAUGUCAAGUUGAACCAUAA